Messenger RNA from Pogona vitticeps (central bearded dragon), 2346 nucleotides. NCBI's taxonomy places the organism in Eukaryota, Metazoa, Chordata, Lepidosauria, Squamata, Agamidae. The record is from RefSeq and is a predicted model, not a curated record.
GGUGGGAUCCAGGCUGGUGUAAAUCUGCAGGCGAAGGCAGGGGGAAGCUGAAGGACUGCUACUUCUGCUCGGCGCUGAAGAUGCUGCGAAGUUUGUGCUGGUACCUGGUCCCUUUGGUUGCUUCAAUCCAUCCAGAGUGUAAAAUACUCCAACAGAUUAUGGAAGAUGAAGCUCACUGUUUGGAGAAAAAUGAAUCACUGGUUCCAGGUUUUGAAGGGUGUCCAGGAAUCUGGGACGGACUGAGUUGCUGGCCCAAAGCCACGUUCGGGGAAGUGGUCAUGAUCCCAUGUCCAGGAUUUUUCCAAGAAAUCACCAACAUACGUGGGCUGUUGCACAGAAAUUGCACCCGAGGCACAUACUGGUCAGAGCCAUUCCCACCAUAUUCCAUUGCCUGUGGAUUUGAAGAAGACAUGACAAAGGACCCAGAAGAUCAGAAAUCGUACUAUUUGGCAUUCUGGCAUAUCUACACAACAGGCUAUGCAACGUCUCUGGCUUCCCUCAUGACUGCUCUUCUCAUCUUUACUGUCUUCCGGAAAUUCCAUUGUACUCGGAAUUAUAUCCACAUGCAUUUGUUUCUCUCGUUCAUCUUGAGGGCGGUGGCCGUCUUCAUCAAGGAUGCCGUCCUGUUCUCCGACGACAGCAUGGACCACUGUCUGGUGUCUACGGUGACGUGCAAAGCAGCGAUGGCUUUCUUCCAGUUGAGCAUCUUAGCCAAUUUUUUCUGGUUGCUGGUGGAAGGCAUGUAUCUACAGACCUUGCUGGUGCUGACGUUCGUCCCCGACAAGCAGUACGCCUGGAGAUUCGUCCUGAUCGGCUGGGGAGCACCAGUGAUCACAUCAUCCACAUGGAUCCUGGCUAGGAUUUACAGACAGAAUACUGGAUGCUGGGAUGAUGAGGAAGAGAACGUGGUCGUGCUGUGGAUCAUCAAGGGACCCAUCCUAUUAACAGUUUUAAUGAACUUCGCCAUCUUUUUGAACGUCAUCCGCAUUUUGGUGCAGAAAUUAAAAUCUUCAGAAACUAGAGCAAGGCCCACGAAGCAUUUCGCGAGGUUGGCCAAAUCCACUCUCCUCCUCAUCCCCCUCUUUGGGGCACACUACGUUAUCUUCGCCUUCUUCCCAGAGAGCAUUGGGAUGGUGGCCAGACUGUACAUUGAACUCGGCCUGGGCUCUUUUCAGGGAUUCGUGGUUGCCCUCCUCUACUGCUUCUUAAACGGAGAGGUUCAGGCCGAGUUCAAGAAGCGGCUACGUAAGUGGCACUACCAACGCUACCUCAGCUUCACCCGGAAGCACCGAAGCGUCUCCCAGGACACCAGCCCCACCAAUUAUGUCACACAGUUGUCUCUGCUGGACAGGAUCAGCCCCCAACGGAGCAUUGGCCCAAAUGAUCUCUCCUCUGUCUGAAAAAUCUGAAGCGCUGGCUGGCCUCCCGUGUUCCUGGGAGGUCCCUGGUCUUAUGCUUCGAUCCAGCUGCUCAUGGUUACCAGGAGACCUUCAGCCACCCCAGCUAUGGAAAUUGUGAGCCUUCAGAGGGAUGAACUCAGCUCCAGUCAUGAAGGCUUCUGCUUGAUUUCAGUCUAUGUCUGUGGAGCCAGAGGUUGGGAGUUCGAUUCCCCUGCUAUGACUCCUUGACAAGGGAUUGGACUUGAUGAUCUAGAGGGUCCCUUCCAGCUCUGCCGUUCUAAGAUUAUUAUUAUUGGGGUUGUAAGUCCAAGGCUAUGACUAUGAGGCUCAGGGUUUGGGGCCCAUUCUGUGGCACUCAAGAAAUGGGAUACAGCUCACCUGGCAGUCCAAGAUGUUUGGAAUUCAUUCUCGUUGCUUCAGGACACGCCAUUUAGAUAAGCUCAGAUGCACCCUUCUUCCAGAUGUUGCAUACUUUAAAACUGCUACAUCAGCAGCAGCUGGAAUUAAUACUUUGUCUUCGGAACGAAUCAAUGAGUCUAUAUGGGAAUCUCUUUCUCCCGUACACCAUUUGGCAGUUGCCGGAAUUUUUGUGGAAGUGUCCAUCCUCUGGAACAUCCCAAAGGGGCUACUCUGUGGUCCCAGAUGAUGGAGCCACAAUCUCAGGAAGUGGAAUUUCCUAUGAGCAGAACAGCAGCUUACUAUUUUUGUGAGUUUACAUUAGUAAAAAAAACACUUGAGUUUAAGACACAGGGUGUUGUCUUUCUGUGGAGGGGGUGAUGAUGGCAAAGGAUGAUUUCAAAAGCCAGACCCCAUCUCAAAAGGGAAAAUGUCAUUUUUGUCCGAGAUAGCAAAUUUUGUACUGAUGUUGCUUUAGUGGGGAUGUCGAAUUACAGCCGUGGUUCUCAUUCCCAGCCUUGGGUCACCCAGGUGCUCUUGGACUGCAACU